CGAUAAACCCCCCAUAAUUUCGUUGUUUCUUCUUCACAUACUCCACUGUGCUGAAGUCUACAAUGGACACCGUGAAAUGGUCCGAUCUUCCCAAGGAGCUCUGGCCGAUCAUCGGAAAAUUCCUCCACAGCCGCAUCGACGUUCUCCGCUUCCGCAGCGUCUGUUCCUUAUGGCGUUCUUCUCGCCCUCCUUUCCAGCGACCUCUUCCUCCUCCUCCUCUCCCCCUCACGUUCUCUCCCUCCGGCGCCGGCGAUCCCGAAAACCAAGCUCUACUUUUCCAAAGUACGACCUACCGCAUGGAGUCAAUCAUCGACAAAAAACGCAGCGGUUCUUCACGAUCAAAGCCGUGGUUGAUGAAGCUUGAGCAGGACCCCAACUCCGGUAGAAUGCGGCUAGUACAUCCGGUGACUGGUUUUCUGUUCAGGUACUCCCCUAACGCUACUUCAAAGGAGUUCAGUUUAUUGGAGUUUCGGGUUGUUGAGUUGCGAAAAUCGUAUGUGCUUAAGUUUGGGAAGAACAAUGUUACUGUCAAGUCUGUGCAGAGAUUGGUAGUCAUGCCUUGUGACUUUUUGGACAUUGAUGAUGUGUAUGGGGUUUUUAUGGUUUAUAACGAAGGCAAGCUGGGUUUUGUGAGAUUUGGAGAUGAGAAGUUGACUCGUGUGGAUGAACAGAAUGCUCACUAUGAUGAUAUCAUUGUGUAUAAGGGUCAGUGCUAUGUUGUUGAUAAGUGGGGAACAAUUUCAUGGGUUAAUUCAGCUUUGCAGGUGAUUCAGUUUUCGCCUCCGCUAUGUGGGUUUGGCGGGCGGAAGUAUUUGGUGGAAUGUCGUGAUGAUCUUUAUGUGGUUGAUCAGUUCUUUGAAAAGGUGAUUCAGCAGAGCAAUAUAGUAGGGACCCCAUUUCUGGAUAAUGAGUUACUUUGGUGGCAUUAUCAUAAAAUGCGUUCUGAUGCAGAAUCAAUUGAUUUCAAGGUUUAUAAGCUGGAUCAAGAAUGGGGUAAAUGGGUCGAUGUGAAAGACAUGGGAGAUGACAUCUUUAUUUUAAGCAAUGAUGGAUCUUUCUCUGUCUCCGCCAAAGAGUUUGCUGGAGUGAAGGGAAAUUGCAUUUUCUUUACUGAAAGUGCGUUAACUACUGGAAGGUUGUUCCCUUGUGUGUUCAAUUUAGAGGAUGGUUUGUUUGGCAAUGCAUCUUUGCGCUGUCCACAAAUGGUCCAUCCACCUUCAAGUUGGCUCAGCCCUGAUUGAUGUUUGUCUGCAUGUUCAGAAUGGAAGUUGGUUACUGCUUAAGACCAUUUGAUUUGCAUUUCUUGGAGAUGGUGGCCAACCAAUUCUCAUGAAGAGUGACCUGGUAAAAUUCUUCUGUAAACUAGUGUAAAAUAUUACAGUAGUUAAUUGAUCCAGUGUUUAAGAGUGUGGUUUGUUAAUGUUAGAAUGUAUACAUACAGAUUAAGCAAGAUGGUCUCUUUUCAAUGAACUUGUAUGUAAAUUACAGAUGAAUAAGAUAUUUCCUGUGAUAAUAAAUUUUGAGCCUU
Molecule: messenger RNA, 1528 nt
Organism: Rosa rugosa (rugosa rose)
Lineage: Eukaryota; Viridiplantae; Streptophyta; Magnoliopsida; Rosales; Rosaceae
Product: putative F-box protein At1g65770
Exons: 2
Coding region: 63-1241 (392 amino acids)
Molecular function (GO): protein binding
Source: RefSeq, a predicted model, not a curated record